Pestalotiopsis fici W106-1 is the source of this 1410-nucleotide messenger RNA. RefSeq lists its product as uncharacterized. Bases 1 to 1410 code for a protein of 469 amino acids. The record is from RefSeq and is a predicted model, not a curated record. Lineage: Eukaryota; Fungi; Ascomycota; Sordariomycetes; Amphisphaeriales; Sporocadaceae. The transcript is spliced from 3 exons.
AUGGCAAAGAAGUCCAAGAAGGUAUCUGUUGUUUCAAGCUUUGACGCACUACCCAACGUUGGUAGCCGUGAGGUCGACCCUCGCCCAUCGUGCUCGCCAUACACAAGCACGUACAUCAAAGUCUUCUUCGGCGCCAAUGCCAAUGCGAUGAAAGUCCCCAAUGAACUCCUCCAGAAGUGCUCCAACCUGCCUGUUGGUAAUAUCGUCUUGGCAAACAGUCUUCACCUCACACAUAUUCCAGAGGAGGUCGGUCAUGUCCUUGUCCAUCAUCUCUUCACAGAAACCUUCCAGUGCUUGGCGCCGAAAGGGUCUACACAUCAGGAACAAAAGCUCGACGAGCUCAUGACGUGCAUUCAUGUCUAUGCCGUCGCGUGGGACUAUAAGCUCAACUCCCUCAAGGAGCAGGCUCGAAGCGAGAUUGAGAGGCUAGGAGAGUCUUUGCCCAUUACCCCUUUCUUGGCUGCCUUGAAUAAAGUAUAUCCGCAUCCAAGCAAAGAUGAUAUCUGGCUUGGCGGCUACUUGAAGGAUCGAAUGAGGGCGCUCUUCGCUGGCCAUGAAGUCAAGAAGAGUACUGAACCAACCAGUGCUGGACCAAAGUCAUCUAUCGCCGAGUUGGUUUUCCACAGCGCUCUGUGUUUGCGCGAGGAAGCACUGGAGCUCAUCAAUGGAUCGAAUGAACAUGAGCCUCUAUCCUGUGGACACGUUCCUGAACCUGACCCUAAGGCCGAGCUUUCGUCCUACAGUUCCGAACAUGAACCUGAGUUCGCGUGCCAAGAUAUCUUGCCUGAAUUGAUACCAGUGGAAUCUAGAGGGUAUGAAGCCAUGCCAAAGCCUGAGCCCACGUGUGACAAUGCGACUCCCAAUGCCCCACAAUAUGGAGCCUUAUCUGCACUCGCAUACGACGACGAGCAUGUAUGUUGCGAGUCUAAGCCUGACCCGGACCCUGUGGAAGAGAGUGCUUCAACUUUACCUAUCAUGAACGAUGCUGAUCCUGCCGAAGUACUGAUCACAUCUGGAGAAAUUCCCAGAGAAUAUUCUGUACUGGAACCUCUCUGUCAAGAUGAAACUGUUUUUGUCCCCGGCUCAGAAACAGACUCAAGUUCUCCGGUCUUCACGCCACCAUCAUCGACGGCAUCGGACCAUUCUUCAAAUUCAGCGAAGAUUCAACGCUCGGAAGUUGAAGUACCGCACCAGGAGGAAACAGGCCCGGCAGCAAAGAAGCUAUCAAGACUCUUGAGCAGGAAAGACAAGAAGUCCAAGAAAAGAAGACUUCGGGAGGCACAGGCCUUGCAGGAGCCAGAACUGAAUGACGUUUGUGAAUCAAUGAGUCAGCACUUGAAACUCGGAGGAGAGUGGAAGGACUGCGAAUUUUGCCGAAAGCUUGUAGACGGAUUAGCAGCUGAACUAUGA